AUGCUAGACCAGACCAAAUUACUCAUUAGCAGAGGCGCGAACAUCCAUGCGGGGACGGAGCUGGAUCCAGACCAAUUCAUCAUGCUGCUUGGUCGGGUAAUGCGGAAUGUAUGGCGUUUCUUGUCCAAGAAGGCGCUGAUGUCCAUCAAACCGCACAUGGGAGUCAAGCUUCUAGUGGAACAAGGAGUCGAUAUAGGCAUGGUGCGGGUUCGAGGAAUGAUGCCUGUGAAAAUGGCCGUGGAAUAUGGCCACUUUGACAUCGCCUCGUACUUGCUUGCGCACGGGGCUAGAGUUCCAGAAGAUCAAGACUUUUUCGUCUCCUGCGACACCCGCGGACACGCCGAGGGACUUAGGCUGGCAUGGGAUAAGGUUGUUUCAAUAGACGACGAAAACUCGGAGGGCUCUACCGCCAUCUUCAACGCGGUGGCGCAUGUCGAGGCUGUCCGUGUGUUGUUGGGUCGAGGAGCCAGUCUUAUCAUCGAGAACGAACUCUGCUAUACCUAUUGCCGCCGCACAUGGCCGCUGCCGAGUUUUGGAAAUGCUUCUGGACCACGUUGA
This is a messenger RNA of Aspergillus fischeri NRRL 181, 558 nucleotides long. RefSeq names its product ankyrin repeat domain-containing protein. Lineage: Eukaryota; Fungi; Ascomycota; Eurotiomycetes; Eurotiales; Aspergillaceae. Bases 1 to 558 code for a protein of 185 amino acids. Gene Ontology annotation, molecular function: protein binding. The record is from RefSeq and is a predicted model, not a curated record. The transcript has 2 exons.